This is a messenger RNA of Cooperia oncophora, 1557 nucleotides long. NCBI's taxonomy places the organism in Eukaryota, Metazoa, Nematoda, Chromadorea, Rhabditida, Trichostrongylidae. The record is from the annotation of a GenBank genome assembly.
AUGCGCCGCCGCCCACGGGAUGUGGUCAUUCAUGAAAUAGCUAGAGCUCGAGCCAGCGCUCAGUUUCCUUCCAAAGUAGUAUACGAUUUGGACUCUUUGGCCGUCGAUGAAAAAACAAGCAGAGCACCCACCCAUCUUCUUUCGUGCAGCGAUCGGAAAAGAGUUGGUCACAUUGACCCAGAUGUCGAUCAUCUUGUAUUCGAGAGCCGCUUCGAAUGUGGAAACCUUCGCAGAGCGACGCAGACUGGUCCAAAUCACUACGAGCUGAUUUUAUCGCCGGACAUCAAUCAACGAAAAGAACACUAUCAAUGGUUUUAUUUUGAAGUUUCUAAUAUUGUAAAUAACGUUGUGUACAGCUUUGAAGUAAUUAAUUGCUUGAAGGCGACCUCGAUGUACAGUAAAGGCAUGCAACCUGUGAUGUAUUCUGUUCGGGACGCCCUUAAUGGUCGUGGUGCAUGGGUUCGCGCUGGUGAUUCCGUGUGUUAUUAUCGUAACCUGUAUACUGUCGACGAUGAUGGAGAGAUGGAAGAAAGCAGAACCAGAAAACGGGGUUUUUACUCGAUUCGCUUUAAUGUGACGUUCCGCAACAAGGGUGAUAUUUGCUACUUUGCGUAUCAUUUCCCAUACACGUUCUCUUUCUUGAAGGCAACGAUUUCGAGAUGUUUGUCCUUAGUCCCCACUGGAGUGUACUACUCGAAUGAUGUUAUUGGAGAGUCUUUGGGAGGCAAUUCUGUUAAUUUACUAACCGUCACGGCUAAAUGCUCCGCUACUGAAAUAUCCAAGAAGCAAAUCGUAUUUCUGAGCUCUCGAGUGCAUCCCGGUGAAAGCAAUGCAAGCUGGAUGAUGCAUGGUAUUCUCGAAUCUUUACUCACUUCUAUGGAUCCUCUUACUGAUGAACUUCGGACACGGUUCAUAUUCAAGUUGGUGCCAAUGCUGAACCCUGACGGAGUCAUCAAUGGUAGUCAUCGUUGUUCGCUUUCUGGAGUCGACUUGAACAGGGUUUGGGACAAACCGAGUCGCCAUGUACAUCCGGAAAUUUACCACACUAAAGCGGUUAUUCAGUACAUGUGUGAUAUUUUGAAAACUCCACCAUCGGUUUUUGUGGAUCUCCAUGGUCAUUCACGUAGAGCAAAUGUGUUCAUGUUCGGGAACAAUCCAGAAGAAUCAUGGAGAGCUGACGACAAAGUGCUGCCGCAUAAUUACGAAUUUAUGGCAUUACCGGAAGUGCUAGAGCAGAACUCGCCGGCUUUUUCGUCCGAUCUAUGCCAAUUUGGUAUUACCAGAGGAAAAGAGUCCUCUGCAAGGGUGACAGUUUGGAGACAAUUCGGUGUCACUAGGGCGUACACGAUGGAGUCGACAUUCUCAGGAUUUGAGACGGGUGCCUAUAAAGGAUUCCAGAUUGGAACGAAAGACCUUAAAGAUGUUGGCCGUGAAUUGCUUCUUGGAAUUCUGAGCAUCUUCAAAACGGGUUGUCAGCCGAAGAAACCGCUCAGAAGUAGUCCCAAAAAGAAAGCAAGCUCAUUUGAAAGCGCCAGCACGUCCGUAGCAAAAGCCUAA